CUGUUUGAAAGCGCUUCCGUCCAGGCACAAGCGGCGUUCAGGGACCAGUACGCCUUCAGUCAUGAAGCUGCUGGUGGUCAGAACGGCUGUGCUGCUGGUCGGACUGGCGGUGUCGUGCAGUUCGGACUUCGCCCCUCCCACAAUCGACAUUAACCUGGAUGAUGAUCCACGAGUCAGAUGGUUGCCGAUUUUCAAAGCUUUUGACUCCGACUUCCUCAAAAAAGCUGCUCAAGAGGUCAUAGAUUCAACAAUUCCAAAAUGGCUUCAUGAAGUUCUUAGAGCUCUGGUAAAGGCCUCAGAGAAGUUCAUCCUUCCUAAACCUUACGGCGAGGAGAUCCGUGGCAUGGCCCCACAUAUUGGUGCCAGCCUCUCUGAUAUCAUCUUGCUCAACUUUGCCUACGAAGCAACUGCAUUCUGCACAAGCAUUGUGGCUCAGGACAAAGCUGGAAACCUGUACCACGGCAGGAAUCUCGACUACCCACACUCGGUUCUGAGGAAUCUUACUGUCAAUGUUAACUUCCGGAAGAACGGAAAGAUCUCUUACAGUGGAACCACAUUCGCUGGCUAUGUGGGUCUGUGGACAGGACAAAGUCCAUACAAGUUCACCGUCUCCGGUGAUCAGCGAGACAAGGGCCACUGGUGGGACUUUUGGAAGAAUAUGUUUUCAGCUUUCAUGUUGAGGAGAAGCCCAGUCAGCUGGCUGGUGAGAGAGACUCUAGAAGAGGCAGAAGACUUUGAAGAUGCUGCCCUGCGCCUUUCCAAAAUUCCCAUCAUCACAGGAGUCUAUUACAUCGUGGCUGGGGCGCGGGCAGGGGAAGGCAUCGUCAUCACAAGAGACCGAACGGGCCCCGCGGACAUCUGGCCGUUAAAUCCACUGCAAGGAGGAUGGUUCAGAGUCGAGACGAACUUUGAUCAUUGGCGUCCUGCCCCAGCCAAGGAUCAUCGAAGAGAAGCAGCAGAAAAAGCAAUGAAUGCGACUGGUCAAGAGCAUAUCAAUAUGUCUUCACUUUAUCAGGUAUUGUCACUGUCUCCAGUGUGUAAUAGCAUUACAGUUUAUACAACAACAAUGAGUGCAGCAAGCCCUGAGAAGUAUACCACGCUUGUCAGACCGCCGGACUGCCGCAUGACUAAUUGACCCCAAGCGCUUCCAGUGGUUCGUGAAGUGGAACUGUGAUUUUCCCAGUGUCUUACUGGAGAAGUGAGCUUUUUUUAAACACCCUAUGUAGCUGCAAAUUAAAGAACUCGUCUAUUCUGUGAUCAUCUGCUGCACACCACAGCUAUGAAUGUGGUCAUGUCAUCUGAGAUUUUUUUUCCAAAUGGCACAAGUCACCAACUGUGACCAAUUACAGAUGUAAACAAUGUGCUUAUUGUCUGAGGAAUUACAAAUGAAAGGACUAUGUUUGUUGUGGUGUGUCAGUUUUUAUUAAAUACAUAUAAAUAAAUAUUUUCAUUUGA
This is a messenger RNA of Syngnathus acus (greater pipefish), 1455 nucleotides long. Its product is annotated as N-acylethanolamine-hydrolyzing acid amidase-like. Gene Ontology annotation, molecular function: fatty acid amide hydrolase activity. The transcript is spliced from 11 exons. The record is from RefSeq and is a predicted model, not a curated record. The coding region runs from base 62 to 1135 and encodes 357 amino acids. Gene Ontology annotation, cellular component: lysosome. Lineage: Eukaryota; Metazoa; Chordata; Actinopteri; Syngnathiformes; Syngnathidae. Gene Ontology annotation, biological process: fatty acid metabolic process.